This is a messenger RNA of Entrophospora candida, 212 nucleotides long. NCBI's taxonomy places the organism in Eukaryota, Fungi, Glomeromycota, Glomeromycetes, Entrophosporales, Entrophosporaceae. The record is from the annotation of a GenBank genome assembly.
AUGAAUACUACUAUUUUAACUUCGAAAGAUUAUGUAGCUGAUAGUACUAAUUUCCCGGUCUGGAAUGGAUUUCAUCCUGGAAAAAUAGCAGAAGCAGUGAAUUCAGUACAAAAAUUGGAAAUUGAUAAUGUGUUUAACUCAUAUUCAGAACUUUGUCUCCAAUAUGAUACGUUAAGAACUUAUUAUGGUGCUAAUCAGGAUCAUUAUAAAGA